CGGGCCGGGCUGGCCAUGGCGCUGGCGGCGGGCGCGCGGGGCCGGGCCGGGCGGUGCGGGCGGUGCGGGCCGGGCGCGCUCCUCGCCUUCGCCGCGUGGACCGCGGGCUGGGUGCUGGCGGCCGCGCUGCUGCUCCGCGCGCACCCGGGCGUCCUUUCCGAGCGCUGCACGGACGAGAAGAGCCGGCGCAUCUUGGCCGCGCUGUGCCAGGACUACCGGGGCGGCUGGCUGGCGGGAGACCUGUGCCAGGACCUGUGUGAGGUGGGGACGCUGCGGUACCAGCGCUGCCUGUACUACGAGCGCGGCAAGAAGGUGCUGCAGGCCGAGUGGCGUGGCCGGCCCGUGGUCCUCAAGUCCGAGAGGGAGGCGUUCACCAGCUUCCCGCCCCUCAGCCUGCUGGAGGAGGGGCCCCAGGGCCGCCCGGGGGAGGCCGAGCUCCUUCUGAUGGUGGCCGGCGAGGUCAGGCACGCCCUGGGCCUGGAGCUGCCCAGCGGCAGCCUGGGGCCACUGUGGCCAGGCUGGCGGGGUGUGGGCUGGCGGCGGCAGGUGGCCAGCGCGUGGGCCCUGCUACAGCAGGAGGAGUACGUGUACCUGAGCCUGCUGCAGGGCCUGAGCCGCCACGUGCCGCCCGUGCUGGGCUCCUGCGGCCACUUCUACGCCGUGGAGCACCUGGCUGCAGGCAGCCCCCGGCACCAGGCGCUCUUCCCGCUGGAGCAGAAGCAGGCCCGGGCCCGGGCCCAAGCGGUCAGCCGCAUCGCACUCAGCUUCCUGGACAUGGUGGGCCAUUUUGACCACGACUUCUCCCACCGCCUGCACCUCUGUGACAUCAAGCCCGAGAACUUUGCCAUCAGGAGGGACCUCACGGUGGUGGCUAUAGAUGUGGACAUGGCCUUUUUUGAACCUAAAAUGAAGGAAAUCCUUGAACAAAAUUGCACUGGCGAUGAAGACUGUAAUUUCUUUGACUGUUUUUCAAAGUGUGAUCUGCAAGUGAACAAGUGUGGAGCACACCGGGUCAAUAGCAACCUACAAGUGAUCUGUGACAAGAUAUUUCGCCAUUGGUUCUCCACAACGCUCAGGGACUCUGCUGUGCCACUCCAGCGCCAGCUGCAGCUACGGGAGGCAGUGCGGGAAUGCGCAGGCCCCACGCGGAGCUCCGGGAGAGCAGCCCCCAGCGUGUUCUGGAAGCUUCGCCGGCUCCUCCAGGCCACGCUGAAGGAGCUGCAGGAGGCGGACAAGUAGUCACUUCCCGGCCUGACCGCCGGGGCAUUUUGUCUGCGGCUGUUCUUCAGAUGAGACAUUUCACUGUGGGACGACUGUCUCGGACCUCACAUGAGACAUUUCACCGUGGGACGGCUGUCUCAGAUCUUACAUGAGACAUUUCACCGUGGGACGGCUGUCUCAGAUCUCACAUGAGACAUUUCACCGUGGGGACGGCUGUCUCAGAUCUCGCCGCCGUCUCUGAAGUGUGAGCUCACCCAGUGCCUGGGCCGUGUGGUAGGACUUGCUGUGACGUGUGCACCGCCCUUGCUCUGUCCUAGCCUCGGCCCCCAGUAAAGCGGAGCCAGUGUGCUCUUGGCGGGCUCCCAGCAGGCACAGCCCCGAGGCGGUUACUCUGUGAGUCCUUGUCUGGCCUCCCUGGGCGAAGAGGUCUGGCUGCUCUUACCUAGAAACAGUUACGUUUACAAUGGUGUGUGCACACAGGGAGUGAGCUCAGGGGUGUCUGCUCGUCCAUGAGCGACAGAGUGUGUGUUCCACUGUGAGCCAUGCACGGGUCUUGCAUGGGUGUCACGUGAGUGUGCACACGCAAGAGCAGGUGCGUGGGAGCGUGCGUCUGAGAAUGCACGUGUGUGUGUUUUGCAAGGCUGUGAGUGUGCAUGUAGGCAGGUGGGUGUGGGCAUGUGUUUGGGGACAGGAGGUGGUUUUGCUAGUUUGUGUUCAGGCGAUAGCCUGCCUGGCUGGCAAAGGAGUUUCUUUUCUUUUGGAAUAAAAAGCAUCAAGAAGCAGAAAUCUGCGUCUUGAGGGAAGGUGACUUGCGUGGAGAGUGUGGAACGGCAGCCUCGAGUUUUCACUGUGGAGUCCACCUUUGCCACCCAUUGCAGAACCUGUUGCCUCUGAGCAGGGAGUUCUGGGUGGUGGUGUUUGGCUGAACGUGGAGUGCCCACAGGCAGGUGCACAGAGCAGCCUUCCCGGGGCCUGGUGAGGACUGACUCCCAGGCACCCAGGCAUGCUUUGGCGUGGCAGUGGCUGAGAGCCACAGGACACAGAUGGUACCGGUACCAGCACCCACGGGGGAAGAUACGUGUGCAGCCUGCUCCUUAAAGGGACCUCAUUCCACCCAUAUCUGGGCCCUGUGACUACUCUGUCAACUGGUCACCCCUCUUCAGAAGUGACAUGAUGGGAAAUUGAGAAAGGCGGUAGGAGAUGAUAAGGAAAUUGUGUUGGUGGUUUACCCAUUACAGAAGACAGCCAGAAUGAAAUCUUAAAAAACCACUGCUUGACAAGUUCCAUACGACUUCUCUUCUUACUCCCAGCCCCCAUCUAAUCCAGACACAGGGGACCUUCCUCCUCAGGUUCUUUGGGAUGAGUUUCUGUCUAUGCACCUGAGAGGUAACGCAUUGGGGAGCAGAGGGAGCGGGGUCCCCACCAGCCCUGACUGCUCGUCUGUUGUCCCCUGUCCCGGCCAUCCCACCCCUCGGCCAUCACCACUGGCAGUUCUCCCUGUGAUACUGAGGGUCGUGGAGGCUCUCCCUGAUCCUGUAUGUGAAGCGCUUCCCUGUGCUUGUAUGCUUUGGUGGGAAGGAAGAACCUGCGGCAGGCAGUGUUGGGGCAGAAGUAACUUAAAACCAAGGUCUGGUGCCAGGCCAAGGCUGGGCAGAGGGGGCUGUGGUCUGUGUGGAAGCCCUGUGCCGGCUUCCUGCAGGGCUGAGGGUCCCGGGGAACCCCACGCGGCCGCUGGGUGGGUUCUUUGACAUGAAAAUAUUAAUGAAAACAUGGGCAGGGGAGCAGUGGCCGCAGGGGCUUUGCUGGCUGUGUCCUCCAGAUGGUCACCAAGUGCGCUGUGGGCUCCAGCAGGUCCCUGGUGCGCUGACCCUGGGGCUGGGCCCUGCUCGAGGGGCUCCCAGCUCAGGGCUGGCAGCACAGCCAGCUCGGGGCAGGGAGGAAGUCAGUUCUCAUGGAACCAAAAUGGAAACCAAUGUUUUUGUUUACUGUGGAGACCCUGCGGUCUGUGGUUACCCAGUGCGGCGGUGGUGUCAUUGCCGAUGCGUCUCUGCCUUGUGUCUGCCUGCCAGUGGCACACUCGGCACACACCUCUCCCUCCCCUCCAGAGAACUCCUGCCAGUCACUCACUGCCUCUUAACACUGUUGGGCGUAAGGCUGAGCUUUCUUUAACUACUCACGUCCUCCCAAAAUGAUGCUUUAAUGUGACACAAUAAACAAGCACUGUGUGUAUCAGUAUUCAAUUUUUCAA
Molecule: messenger RNA, 3469 nt
Organism: Oryctolagus cuniculus (rabbit)
Lineage: Eukaryota; Metazoa; Chordata; Mammalia; Lagomorpha; Leporidae
Gene: DIPK1C
Product: divergent protein kinase domain 1C
Source: RefSeq, a predicted model, not a curated record